AUGAUUCCAUCUAGAAAACUGCGAGUCUUCUUGAUCCUCUUUCUAUCAUCUUCUUUGUCGAAUGGAAUGUCUAAAGUAGACAGUACUGUUGAUCCUUUUGCCAUGGGAAUCAAACCUCGCAAAUUCAGUUUAGGUGGUAUUGUAGAUUGCACAACUCGUGCCGGGAAAGAAGAGAGAGUGGCCAUGGAGAUGGCACUCCAUGACUUUUACAGCAACGCUACCCAGCGGCCCCGACUGUGUGUCAAAGACUCGAAAGGGGAUUCCUUCCGAGCAGCCUCCUCUGCUAAAACCCUUAUCAAAAAGCACAAUGUAGAAGCUAUUAUAGGCUUGGGAACUUCUCAAGAGGCUAUCCUUGUUGCUGAGCUUGGCAACAGAUAUGAAGUCCCUAUCAUUUCGAUGGUAAAUGAAGUUCCAGUUUGGGCCUCUUUACGUUGGCCUUUUCUGAUUAAUGCAGCUCGCAACCAGCUCUCACAGAUGAAAGCUAUAGCAGCUAUAGUUCAGAGUUGGCAAUGGCGGAGAGUAAAUGUCAUUUAUGAAGAAAACAAAGUUAAUAGCAUCAUACCACAUCUCUUCGCUGCUCUUCAAGAUGCAGAUGCAGAAAUCAGUGAACUACUGCCUUUCCCCCCCUCACCUCCAUACCGUUUUUUAUCUGAAAAACUGGUGUCUCUUAGAAACGGGCAGUGCCGGGUGUUCAUCGUUCACACUAGUGCAACACUGGCGAGAAGCAUUUUCAGGGAAGCGAAGAAAUUGGAAAUGAUGGAAGAAGAAUAUGUAUGGAUCACCACAGACUCCACAUCAGACUAUUUUGAUACAUUUAAUAAUUCGGUCAUUUCAUCAAUGCAAGGUGCCUUGGGUGUUAAGAGCUACAUUUCCAGUUCCAGUAAAAGAAUCAAAGAUUUUCGCUCAAGAUUUCAGGUGAUGUUCAGCUCUCAAUUUCCUGAAGAGCCAUUUCCAGAGCCAGGGAUUUCUGCCUUACAGGCCUAUGAUGCAACGUGGGCUGUUGCUCUUGCAAUGGAAGGAAGACCUAGUUCGAAAAGUUUCGGAAAUUCUACAAGUAUCACUCCUAUAGCUUCAAUGGGUGGAACAAGUUUGUUGAACAGAAUCUUAGCUUCUAAAUUUGAGGGCUUAACUGGUCAUAUAUGUUUUAUAAAUGGCAUGUUGCAUCCUGCGGCACGAAUCUUUACUCUAGUCAAUGUUGUAGGGAUAAGUACUGAACUCGGGUAUUGGACUGAGGGCUAUGGUUUCUCAAAGACUGUUGGUGCAAACAUCCAUUACAACAAGUCAAUAACAGUUUUAAGGCAGAUCAUUUGGCCUGGAGGGCCUUGGUCAGCUCCUCGCGGAUGGGCAUCAGCAGCAGGAGGCAAGAGACUAAAAAUAGUAGUUCCAUCAGGAAAUAAUCACAAGGAAUUCAUAAAUGUAUCAUAUGAUGGUCCUGGGGGUAGUAUAAGAGUUACAGGAUUUGUAAUUGAUGUCUUCAACGCCACUCUCUCUCGGUUGCCCUAUGCUUUGCCAUGUGAUUUCACCGGGUAUGAUGGCUCCUAUGAUGCCAUGGUAUACCAAGUUUAUAAUCAGUCUUUUGAUGCAGCAAUAGGAGACACGGCCAUUUUGGCCAACCGUAGUAAAUAUGCAGAGUUCUCUCAACCUUUCACUGAGCCAGGUGUGCAGAUGGUGGUGUAUCAGGAAAGUAAGAAAAUAAAUAAAGUUCGGUUGUUCUUGAAGCCAUUUACAGGAAAAUUGUGGAUCAGCAUUGCAGCCAUUACUGUGUAUAAUGGAUUUGUUGUAUGGUUGAUUGAACGGCAGAAAGAUAAUCCAGAUUUCAGUGGCUCUUGGUGGAAACAAAUUUCAACCAUGCUUUCAACAUCUUUCAUUACACUUUUUUCACUCAAAGGUGAAGGAUUGCACAGCAAUUUGUCUCGGAUGGUGAUGGUUGCCUGGCUUUUUGUGGCCUUGAUUACUACUCAAAGUUUUACAGCUAAUUUAUCAUCCUUGAUUACCCUUCAACAACUGAAUGAGAGUCCCGUCACCAUAGAUACAUUAAAGAAGAGCAGUGCAAAAGUUGGGUGCGAUGCAGACUCCUUUGUAGUGGCAUAUUUGAGAAAUGUCUUGUACAUCCAAGAUGAAAAUAUCGUCCGAAUUCGAAACGAGGAAGAGUAUGCUGCAGCUCUUAUAAAUGGAAGUAUAGCCGCAGCAUUUCUAGAAAUUCCAUACAUCAAGGCCUUCUUGGCUAAAAAUUGCAAUGGCUUCACAACUUCAGGACCAAUAUACAAAGUUGGAGGUUUUGGAUUUGUUUUCCCAAAGAAUUCUCCAUAUAUUCCUGACAUCUCCCAAGCUGUUGUUAACAUAUCAGAGACACUUAUUGACUUGCUUCUUCAAAUUUCUUUGAACAACUCCGAGUGCUCAGCUUCAAAUUCUGACGACCAUGCAAGUAUCGGACUCACUCCCUUCAUUGGACCAUUUCUGGUUACUAUAGUAACAUCCUCAAUUGCUCUUCUUCUUCUUUACCUUCCUUCUAUUUGCCAAAUCUGGAGAGAGCACUGGCCCUUUAAUAAUGAUGAACAAGAGCCUCAACAGGAACUAGAACUACAACGGUCAUGGCGGCAUGAUCGCAGGUUUGACGAACAAAUUCUAUUUGCAUCUGAAAUGGAAAAUCGGGGUGCCUGGCAAUAA
Messenger RNA from Populus nigra (black poplar), 2667 nucleotides. Its product is annotated as glutamate receptor 2.7-like. The record is from RefSeq and is a predicted model, not a curated record. The transcript is spliced from 5 exons. Bases 1 to 2667 code for a protein of 888 amino acids. Gene Ontology annotation, molecular function: signaling receptor activity; ligand-gated monoatomic ion channel activity. Gene Ontology annotation, cellular component: plasma membrane. NCBI's taxonomy places the organism in Eukaryota, Viridiplantae, Streptophyta, Magnoliopsida, Malpighiales, Salicaceae.